This is a messenger RNA of Chlamydomonas reinhardtii, 1696 nucleotides long. RefSeq lists its product as uncharacterized. The coding region runs from base 218 to 448 and encodes 76 amino acids. The transcript has a single exon. The record is from RefSeq and is a predicted model, not a curated record. Lineage: Eukaryota; Viridiplantae; Chlorophyta; Chlorophyceae; Chlamydomonadales; Chlamydomonadaceae.
UCUGAACCUGGGACAACAGCGUGCCGUAUCACGACCUGGGACGCCGACCUUGGGCUUUGCACAUCAUUAUUAAGGCCUAUGCAAGUUUCUGGGUUCUGCAUUGUUCUCGUUGUACGACGCGGGAACAGACAGCUGUGUCCGGACACCCAAGAGGUCGAUAAACAGGUCCCGAACGCUCCGCACCCAGAAUACCGCAGUUGGCUAGUUACUCGGUUACAUGUCCGCGGCCUUUUCAUCUUCCCCUGGUCUAGCGCGCGCCUCCGCGGGGCCCUCGGGCUCCCUCUUCGUCCAGACGCCGCACCCCACCCGCACGAAGCGGCCUCCAUCCGCAACACUCGUCAACAACGGAACCGCCUUCGCAUGGUUCGUCUUUGUCACUGUCAGCAGCGGGUUGUGGGGGGCUACCGGUGUUUGGGGGGUUCUUUGGGCUUGCUGCUUUUGGGGGUGAGCGGCCUGCAGCCCCGCUCGCCUCCUUGGGUGCUGGCUGUGGGGUCCUUAUGUACGUCGUGGGUUGCGUGUGACUGGGUGUUUGGUUGCGCUGCCGGUGGCUCGCCCCCACCGCCGGCUGUGUUGCCUGCACCUAGUGGCGUGUGGCUGUUGACAACUGUGCUGCGUCUGGCUGCGGUUGGCUCUGCUGUGGCAUCGCGAUUGCUAGGCACCUGGUUUGGCUAUGUGCCUGUGGAAACCGACCCCGGCUAUGUCCGGGCGAUGAGGUUCGGCCUCAGACUGUGGAGGGGCUCAGCCCCUUUUCCCGUGACCGGGGAACACUUGUCAGCUAAGGUAACUACAUCGGCAAUCACUCGGCUGUGGUUGGCGAGGCGCGGAAGCGUGGAGCGUUUGAAGCGCCUCAAGAGCAGACUUUACUGGCUGCCAGCGCCUAGUUGGAGCGCAUGCGCUGCCGGGGCGUGCAGGUGGCGUGCAACAUGCUGUGGCUGCUGCAGCACCAGUACUACGGCGCACCCCGGCCGCAGUACUUGUGCCAUCAGCCGGUGGCGGGCGGCUGCUGUGGUGCCCCAAGCCCCGACAGCAGCCGACGAGAUGCUCACUUGGAACCAUGGAUGCGCAGGCAGGUAGCGGGUCAAAACCGUGAUCGCAAUUGCGUGGUGAUGCGCACAGUGGUGCGAGUAAGCAGGACUAUGGAAGUCGCCUCCCUUCUGCGUACUGGGAGCGCAGUAGUGUACUACUGUUCAGUGUGUGCUAUUUGCAUGAUACUGUUUGCAUAUCGGACAGGGUACAAACGACUCGGGAAUUCGAGUGUAGGGGAGGAAGUUAUCAAAGCACGGCAGCAGGCGGUGGCGGCAGAUUACGGCGGCGGCGGAGUACAGCGGCGGCGGAGUACAGCGGCGGCAGAGUACCCGCGGCUGGGUUAAUUAUCAAGAAUUGCUCAGUGCCUAAGUGGCUUCACCGGCCUGACAUGAGAAAGCAUCUUCCCACGCCAGGUACCCAGCAUGGCGGCCAAGCGCCAUGCCAGUAGUUGGGUGGAACGUCCAGGCUGCUUCGUGACGGCUGAGGGGAACGUGAGGCCUGCGGCUGGGGGAGCUGGGGCGGAGGUGAGGGGCGUCCCAAGGCUGCAGUUCGUCGGCCGCGGCGAGCCGCAGUUGCCCGCGUGCUUGAAUGGUUCGGAUUGUAUAGAGCCGCUUGUUUCAUAUAGUUCAAUUUUUGACGGUGAGGUCGGGAUGGGUUCGCAGGCCGGAAA